Messenger RNA from Bolinopsis microptera, 712 nucleotides. RefSeq lists its product as uncharacterized. NCBI's taxonomy places the organism in Eukaryota, Metazoa, Ctenophora, Tentaculata, Lobata, Bolinopsidae. The record is from RefSeq and is a predicted model, not a curated record. Gene Ontology annotation, cellular component: extracellular region.
GGAGAGAACCCUACUCAGUAUUCACCAUGUUAGUUAUCAUUACGUGCGCUCUUGCUCUUCUAACCACUAUCAGUGCUGAUGUGCGCAGUGAUGCGCUGACAAAGCACAACGCAUACCGAGCUAAGCAUGGUGCACCACCCAUGGCUUGGCACAGUGGAGCCGCAGCCCAUGCUCAGGAACAUUGCGACUAUUUGGCCAGAACUGGACAGUUUUCUCACAGCAAAAGUAGAUACGGAGAGAACCUGUACGGUGGGUGGGGAAGCAGAGGAAGUAAGAUUGGAGCAGCUGUUGACCUCUGGUACAAUGAGGUGAAAUACUACAACUACAGUAACGGGGGCUUCAGCAUGAGGACGGGACAUUUUACACAAGUAGUCUGGAAGAGUUCCACUGGACUAGGAUGCGCUGAAGCUAAAGGAAGCAGAACAGUGGUCUGCUGCAACUACUCCCCACCUGGCAACUACAGAGGUCGAUUCCAGGAGAACGUCCUUCCUCCCAGAGUAUAGACUUGAAACUGCUUCAGCUUUUUAAAAACCCCGAAUUUGUGAAGAAAAACGCUGGGGUGACCCGUAUUUCUCUAGCAAAGUGUUUAAAUAACCUCAAUGACUAAUAUUUAUACCAGCUUUUUGAACUUCUUUAAAGAUAUAUUACUUCUUAGCAUCAUAGCCACAUAAUUAUCUUCGCGGGGAUUAGUUAUGACAGCACACAUUUCUAA